CCAACAACAACUCCUUCAUUCGUUAUAAUCUUUCCUUAUUAUUUCAUCUUCAAUUCAAACAGCCACAAUGGUGGUGGGAAUGCCAAUUACCAUGCAAGCAGGAAGCUCCGGUUACCUCGAGAUGCAUCCUGAUCGCAAAAUUUCCAUGUUCCAAAACCCUUACAUUCUUGGAACCACAUUUGCCGCCGGAAUUGGUGGUCUUCUAUUUGGCUACGAUACAGGUGUGAUAUCUGGUGCACUUUUGUAUAUAAAAGAGGAUUUUGAGAUGGUGAGGAAUAGUAGCUUUAUUCAAGAGUUAAUUGUUGGGAUGGCGUUGUUGGGGGCAAUAUUCGGUGCUGCCAUGGGGGGUGUGAUUAACGAUGCUUGGGGGCGUAAAACAGCAACUAUUAUUGCAGACAUAAACUUCAUAGUUGGAUCACUUAUAAUGGCAGCAGCCCCAAAUCCAUAUGUAAUAAUAGCGGGUCGGUUACUUGUUGGUUUGGGUGUGGGUAUGGCAUCUGUUACUGCACCUGUUUAUAUAGCUGAAGCAUCUCCAACUGAAAUUAGAGGUGGAUUAGUUAGUGCUAAUACACUUAUGGUUACUGGUGGACAGUUUCUUUCUUUUGUUGUCAAUUAUGGUUUGACAAGAGUUCCUGGGACAUGGCGAUGGAUGCUUGCUCUUGCUGGUACCCCUGCUGUUGUUCAACUUCUUCUCAUGUCUUUUCUCCCUGAAUCCCCUAGAUGGCUUUACAUGAAGAAUAGGAAAGAAGAAGCCACUCUUGUACUUUCUAAGAUAUACUCAUCGCCUAGAUUGGAAGACGAGAUCCAAAUUUUGGAAGAUAACUUGGAGAAAGAAAGCAAGAGACAAGUGAAAGUUCAAUACACUGAUGUUUUCAAGUUUAAAGAAAUCAGACUGGCAUUCAUUUGUGGUGCUGGACUUCAAGCAUUUCAACAGUUUGCUGGUAUCAGCAUUGUGAUGUAUUACAGUCCUACAAUCAUUCAGAUGGCUGGAUUCAAAUCCAAUCAAGCGGCUCUCUUUCUUUCACUUUUUGUCUCUGGUAUGAAUGCUGCAGGAACGGUUCUUGGUAUUUACCUUGUCGAUCAUUUGGGGAGGAAAAAGCUUGCUCUUGCUAGUUUAUCAGGUGUCGUUGGAGCAUUGACACUUCUGUCUGCAGCAUGUUAUAUUAUUGGACAGGGUAACACAAAUCACUUGUUUGGUUGGCUUGCUGUUUUCGGAUUGGCCUUGUAUAUUGCUUUCUUUGCACCUGGAAUGGGUCCGAUACCUUGGACUGUUAACUCUGAGAUUUAUCCUGAAGAGUAUAGAGGUAUGUGUGGUGGAAUGUCUGCCACUGUUAAUUGGAUUUGCAGUGUCAUAAUGUCUACUAGCUUCCUUUCUGUUGUUGAUGCUAUUGGACUUGGUCAGAGUUUCAUGGUUAUCUUGGUUGUGUCUGUUGUUGCUAUUGGUUUUGUGAUCUUCUACAUGCCAGAGACUAAAGGUUUGACGUUUGAAGAAGUUACAACUCUAUGGAAGGAGAGAGCUUAUGGGAAGAACUACAACAAAGAAAGUCAUGCUGAGCAAGCAACUUCAACUAACUGAAAUGAAAUGAAAUCUUCUUCCAUAUCUUUACAUAAGUUUCUUUAGUUUAUUUAUUUGUUUGUUUGUUUAUGAGUGAGAGGUGGAGAGUGAUUCAUGCUCCAAGGCUUUGAUAUUUUUCUUUUAAGUCUUAGAAAUUUGUAUUUAGUACAAAAAUAAAUAAAUUUAUGUACAUUCCGAAUA
Messenger RNA from Cicer arietinum (chickpea), 1756 nucleotides. RefSeq names its product inositol transporter 1-like. Lineage: Eukaryota; Viridiplantae; Streptophyta; Magnoliopsida; Fabales; Fabaceae. Gene Ontology annotation, cellular component: membrane. The record is from RefSeq and is a predicted model, not a curated record. Gene Ontology annotation, biological process: transmembrane transport. Gene Ontology annotation, molecular function: transmembrane transporter activity.